GUCUGAAGGAGCUUUCGUACUACCUCCUACCAUUAAUCUAUUGUUUUCUUGAAUACCUCUGGCUUGACACACAUUUCUCAAUUCAUUCAAUAGUGCUGUCCUUCCGAUCGAGAAUCAUGCUCAUCCGUCCAUUAUGCAAUCCGCACAUCCGUUUAUCAUGCAAUCCUCCACUUGGUCAAAGUACAACGCUUGCUCCAGGAAAGAAAUCCGUACGAUUUACUGUACUUGUUGAAAGCACCACAGACAAGUCCUUGAGUGUUGCCCUGUGGCAUAAUUCUGAGAGGAAAGAGAACUGGACAAGCGUGAAUUUGAAACCUAUCGAGCAGUCUCCUUCAGUAAUUACCGUCGACUCUCUUCCAAUAGAGAAUGCACAGCAGCAGUGGUUUGCGGGUGAUUUGAAUGGCAAUCCAAAAGACAAUGCAUCUAUCUCAUUCACUGUGACUUUUCGAGAAUCAGAAGAAGAGCCCUGGAAGUGGGUGAAUGAUCAAUUCUCGUCAUCGGAUGGUCACAUCUUUUAUCAAGCAGCUGGUUCUCCAGAUGACGAUCUGAGCAAAUACUUUGACGGAAUAUCGUCGUCGUUGCAGAUAAAGAAAGACCGCAGCGAUACCCCUGAUACCACGCUUUGGCAUGUCUCUGGUCCUGUUAGAGCAGCUUCUGGCAAGGCGUCGGGAUAUUCGACCAUUAAACUUGGGCGACCGACAUCUUAUUCGGGAUGGUUUGCUCUGGUGCGACUUUGGUCGCCCUGGUUGGCACCACGCCAGGGCCGUGGUGACUUUCGGCUUGACAAAGAAGCUGUCUUGACAGUCUUUCAGCGCCAGGACGGGACCCAUAUCGCUGUCCUCGCUAUAAGCGGAGUCGAUGAUGUCCUUACACUUCUCCAUCACGACGGAGACGGAAACGUUGUUAUCAAUGCCCGAAACGAUUCUGAGAACGACGGGGUCGCACAGCUUGUGCUGGCUGCUGGUAAUACACUGGAGGAUGUCGUCGCUGCCACAAUGUACUAUGCGCGCAGGAUUGUCUUGAAAUACGAAGCUUCUACGGGUCAACUCACCGAAGAGCUCAAGGCUUUGCAAGACGCUAUAAAGCCAGAGUGGCUGGAGAAUUGGUAUGACGGUCUGACUUACUGUACCUGGAAUGGACUAGGUCAAAAGCUUCGCGAGGAGAAAUUGUUCGAAGCUCUUGAUUCUCUCAAAGAGAACGGAAUCAACAUAACAUCCCUGAUCAUCGAUGACAACUGGCAAAACCUUAACCAUGAAGGCGGCAACCAGUUCAACAACGCGUGGUCUGAUUUUGAGGCCACCCCAGUUGGGUUUCCUCGUGGCUUAAAGGCAACUAUAUCAGACGUCCGCAACAAGCACAAGAAUAUCCAGCAUGUCGCCGUUUGGCAUGCUCUUUUUGGUUACUGGGGAGGCAUCGAUCCAAAAGGAAAGAUUGCGCAAGAGUACAAUACUGUCACUGUUCAAAAGAAGGACGGCGUCGCUGGAGGAAGGAUGCUUGUUGUUGCGCAAGAGGAUGUCAGACGCUUUUAUGAUGACUUCUACCGAUUUCUCAGCUCUGCCGGUAUCGACUCGGUCAAGACAGAUGCACAAUUCUUCCUUGACGAGCUAGAUGAUGCGCCAGACCGUCGCGCGUUGAUCUCUUCAUAUCAGGAUGCAUGGAACAUCGCCCAACUACGUCAUUUCUCUGCUAAGGCUAUAUCCUGCAUGUCUCAGACUCCACAACUCAUCUUCCACUCCCAGCUGCCAACCAAUAAGCCUCGCAUAUUGCUAAGGAACUCCGACGACUUCUUCCCUGAGGUCGCUGCAUCUCAUCCAUGGCACAUCUUCUGCAACGCCCACAAUGCCAUCCUGAAUCAACAUCUCAAUAUCCUACCAGACUGGGACAUGUUCCAAACAUCCCAUGAAUGGGCUUCUUUCCACGCUGCAGCUCGUUGCGUCUCAGGUGGACCUAUCUAUAUCACAGAUGUGCCCGGUAAACAUGAUGUUGAUCUGAUCAAUCAGAUGACUGGUAGGACAUUGCGCGGCAACACCGUCAUAUUGCGACCCCACACGGUCGGGAAAAGUCUCAAUGCAUACAACUCGUAUGAUGACCUCACCUUUCUCAAAGUGAGCACCUAUGUUGGCAUGGCCAAGACUGGCGUGAGCAUCCUUGGUUUGUUUAACUGCACCGCGCACCCGAUUUCCGAGUUGAUUGGAUUGGACCAAUUUCCCGGGGCAGAAGAGGGCACUUACGUUCUCCGGAGUCACAAGACAGGCAAGGUUACCCUACCUCGUGCCGCGAAGGACAAUUCCUCCUAUGCUCGUGUGGAUCUGCUAAAGCAGGGGUGGGAGAUCUUGUCGGCUUUCCCGGCGCAGACAUUCACACUAAAGCGAAGUCAUGAAGGAAAGGGCCCUGGGGAGGUUACGGUCGCCAAUCUAGGUCUUUUGGGCAAGAUGACUGGUGGUGCCGCAAUUGUGAAUACCGAUUCUUAUGUCGACCAAGAGUCGGGUAAGCUGAGGAUCUGGACGUCACUGAAGUCUUUAGGCACUUAUGGACUUUACAUCUCUGACCUCAAGCAGAGGUCGAUAGAGGAUGACUUUUUCGCCCUUGUGUUUGGUAGAGGCGUCGCAUCCCAUUGUGUGAAGAUCAAUGAGACAUGCGAGAAUGUUCUAGAGAUCGAUCUAGAUAGGGCCUGGGAAGAGAGUGGCUCCAAGGCUGACUGGAGCAACGAGAUAGCCAUUGAGGUAGUCAUUCGCUAGUAUCUUUACGCGUCUAUGUUCAGCAGACAGUUCAGAGAUACCAAGCUCGAGAUGAUUAUCCACUGAGUAUCUCCAUGUGGUACAGACUAUACCUUUAGGUAUGGCAACUUUCGACUGAGAGGAUUGACCUGGUCCACACACACUCAAAUUGGGAUAUUAUUGGACUCUAAUAAUUUGUCAAGGAGCCUUUCUCUUCAUGCACAAAUGGAUUGAAGGAGGUACUUUGAAAUUGAAAUUGCCUGCUAUGAAAUUCAAUGUACUAAAUCGUGCUUGCUUAAUGUGAC
Molecule: messenger RNA, 3022 nt
Organism: Aaosphaeria arxii CBS 175.79
Lineage: Eukaryota; Fungi; Ascomycota; Dothideomycetes; Pleosporales
Product: glycoside hydrolase family 36 protein
Exons: 4
Coding region: 117-2738 (873 amino acids)
Source: RefSeq, a predicted model, not a curated record